CUCUCUCUCUCUCUCUCUCUUGUUGCUCGUAUAUACUUGCAGCCGCUACUUACGAUUACGAUUCACCAAAGGGCCCUUUAAUGUGGGAUUUGUGACCCCCUCACUUUGUGCCCCUUUCUGCUUUUCAAAAGUUUAAUCGCACGGCGCAAGGAUGAAAGGGGCAGUGCUGGUAGCCAUUGCUGCCACGAUUGGUAACUUGUUGCAGGGUUGGGAUAAUGCAACUAUUGGAGGAGCUGUUGUCUACAUCAAAAAGGAGCUCGAGAUGGGUUCUGCCGUGGAAGGCCUAAUAGUGGCCAUAUCCUUAAUUGGUGCAACCCUCAUCACAACCUGCUCGGGUACAAUAUCAGACAUGAUUGGCCGGCGCCCAAUGCUUAUAAUGUCCUCCAUAUUCUACAUUGUGAGCGGUAUAAUAAUGCUUUGGUCCCCUAACGUAUACAUUCUGCUUGGGGCCAGACUUCUGGAUGGGUUUGCUGUGGGCUUGGCAGCCACACUUGCUCCCGUGUAUGUUUCCGAAACUGCCCCUCCUGAGAUAAGGGGCCAGCUGAACACACUUCCUCAGUUCUUCAGCUCAGGGGGGACUUUCCUGGCCUACUCCAUGAUUUUCGGGAUGUCGUUCUUGCCUGCGCCAAGCUGGCGGUUUAUUCUGGGGAUUAUUUUCGUGCCCUCUUUGGCGUAUUUUGGGUUGACUGUGUUUUAUCUGCCCGAGUCGCCUAGGUGGCUGGUGAGCAAGGGCAAGAUGCUCGAAGCAAAGCGGGUUUUGCAGCAGUUGCGUGGCAGAGAGGAUGUCUCUGGUGAGAUGGCCCUACUAGUGGAGGGUCUAGCUGUCGGGGGUGACACAUCAAUAGAAGAGUACAUAAUCGGGCCAGCCCACGAGGCCGUUGACAAGGACCACGACCCAUCCCCCAACACAGACCACAUCAAGCUAUACGGGCCUGAGGAGGGCCUCUCGUGGAUCGCAAGGCCCGUCUCCGGCCACAGCCGCCACAACAGUCUCCUCUCCCGCCAGGCGAGCACGGCUGGCCCAAACGUGCCCUUAAUGGACCCACUCGUGACCCUCUUCACGAGCGUGCACGAGAAGCUUCCGGAUGCCGGCGGCGGCGGCGGGAGCACGCUGUUCCCCAAUUUCGGCAGCAUGUUCAGCACCACUGCUCCCGAGCCCAAAAACGAGCAGGAGUGGGAUGAGGAGAGCCUCCAGCCGAGAGGGGAAGAGGACGAAGAUGACGAGGCAGCUGUCAGCACGGAUUCCGACUCCGGCUCCGGCGAAGGCUCGGAUUCCGACGACAACCUCCGGACUCCUCUGAUUUCGCGCCAAGCGACGAGCGUUGACAAGGACGGGCAGAGCAUGGGGAUUGGUGGUGGCUGGCAGCUGGCGUGGCAGUGGUCGGGAAAAGGGAAGGGGUCGGAAAGUGGGUUCAGGAGGAUCUACCUGCACCAGGAAGGGGGGAAUGGGUCGAGACGGGCUUCCCUCAUAUCGGUUUCCGGUGGUGGUGGUGGUGGAGAUGUUGGCGGUGGAGAUGGAGAGUUUGUGCAGGCUGCGGCGCUGGUGAGUCAGCCGGCGCUCGUCCCCAAUGAGAUGAUGGACCAGCGGCCAGUGGGGCCCGCGGUGGUGCACCCGUCGCAGAACGCCUCGAAAGGGCCGAGCUUGGCAGUGCUGCUCGAGCCUGGGGUGAAAAGGGCUUUAGUGGUGGGGAUCGGGAUUCAGAUGCUGCAGCAGCUUUCGGGUAUCAGUGGAGUUCUGUUCUACACUCCUCAAAUUCUUGAGCAAGCGGGUGUAGGUGUUCUUCUUACCAAGCUUGGCCUUGGGUCAGAUUCAGCAACUUUUCUCCUUAGUGCCUUUGCGAAUUUUUUGAUGCUUCCCAGUAUAGCUGUUGCAAUGAGAUUCAUGGAUGUGGCCGGUAGAAGGUCAUUAUUGCUCACGACAAUCCCAGUUCUGGUAGUUUCCCUUAUCUUCCUCCUGAUCGUGAAUGUAUUCGAUUUUGGCACCUUGGCCCAUGCCGUGAUCUCGACUGUGAGUGUUGUCACCUAUUUCUGCUUCUUCGUAAUGGGCUACGGGCCUAUUCCCAACAUCCUAUGCUCCGAGAUUUUCCCAACCCGAGUUCGAGGCAUUUGCAUUGCCAUUUGUGCCCUCGUUUUUUGGAUUUGCGACUUCCUAGUCACCUACUCCAUGCCUGUCCUACUAGCCUCUGUGGGCCUAGUUGGCGUGGCCGGGAUUUUUGCAUCUGUUUGCUUCAUCUCGUUCGUUUUCGUGUUCUUGAGGGUCCCGGAGACAAAGGGCAUGCCGUUGGAGGUCAUAACCGAGUUCUUUGCUGUUGGGAGCCAAACAAGGCGCUAGGCAUAGGUGGGAUUUGUUGAUUUUGUGUGGUUGAUUGUUUCUAUAUAUUUGGUUUGUUUGGGAAUUUCUUUUAUUAGGUUUAGUGGUACGAAUGUUACUCGAGCCAGGCAUGGAUGCGUGCCUGGAGGGUUCUGGCUACUUGGUAGGGUUGUUCGAAUGAUUUCUCUCUAUAUAUAUAGUAAAAGAAAAAUGAUAUUUGUGUUUGGGAAUACAUGUUUUUGUAUAUUCGAGAGUUCCGACUACUCGAUCGCUAUCUGAGUCGCCUGUGACAUAAUGUAUCUGUAUAACAGAGUUACUUUUUACUAGAAAUGGGCAUUGAGCAACUAUUUCCAAUGACAGGUUUCAUUACAAUCUCUAGCUAUAGCCAAUUUAGUGAAGGAAAAUGAACAUUAAAGUUCUGCAUGAUACUAAGUGCAGGAGUCAACAAAACCGUGGAUUGUAUUUGAAGCAGAGUCAGCGGAGGCAACGUCUUAGAAAUGGCCGUCAGUCGAAAGGGCUGUAAGUAUGUUCACUCAUGUGACUUCUUCUCCG
Messenger RNA from Striga asiatica, 2863 nucleotides. The record is from the annotation of a GenBank genome assembly. NCBI's taxonomy places the organism in Eukaryota, Viridiplantae, Streptophyta, Magnoliopsida, Lamiales, Orobanchaceae.